Molecule: messenger RNA, 3271 nt
Organism: Myzus persicae (green peach aphid)
Lineage: Eukaryota; Metazoa; Arthropoda; Insecta; Hemiptera; Aphididae
Product: WD repeat-containing protein 6
Exons: 14
Coding region: 181-3081 (966 amino acids)
Biological process (GO): tRNA methylation
Cellular component (GO): cytoplasm
Molecular function (GO): protein binding
Source: RefSeq, a predicted model, not a curated record
AAAAAUCAAAAAUGUUAAUAUGCAAUUCAAAUUACCACUAACAAGUAACAAAUAUAAAUUAUUAUUGCUUUUUCGGUUAUUUUGACCGUUUUACAUUACAAGUAUACUGAUCAUUCGUCAUCUUUACUUAGAUUAGUCGUAUUGUUAAGUUAUUACUGAUUUGUGGAUUGUGACGAAAUCAUGUUUUCCUGCAAAGAUGUCGAGAAGUCAAAAUUAUUUAAAUCCGUAUCUUUGAUCAAUACAGUUUCAUGUGUUAAGUUUAUUGAUCGAUUUCUAUUAGUUGGUAUUGGUAAUAUUUUGCUGGUCUACGACACGGAGUCCAGAAAACUUUGUUUGCGUAGAAAAAUCUUUGAUAAAGCUUCGAUACACGGUAUUCAGUUUAAUGACAAACAAAUGUUGGUUGCCAUUCACGGAGAAAAAUAUGUGGCAAUUUAUAAACUGUUGGCGCCAAUGAGUUAUCUUAUUGAAUUUGAUUGUGUUCUAAUAACCACUGAUUGGGUUUGUAACAUUCUAUGGAUGAAUUCAAAUUGUUUAUUAACAGUAUCUGCACAUAAUGUAGCAACUGUUUGGAGCUUGGAACUUAAAGAGAAAAUAAAUUCGUCGAGUUGUGAUGAAAUAUGUAUACUAUAUUCAGCAACAUCAAUUGGUGAAGACGAAGACAAUAUUAUUGUUUUUUCAGGUACAGUUUUCAGGGAAAUAGUAAUUUGGAGUCCUUUUAGGAGAUCAAAUGGCUUCAAUAUCUUACAUAGAUUACAAAGGCAUGAAGGUGUUAUAUUUUCAAUCACGGUGGACAAAUCCAAUUCCAUUAUAAGUUCUACUUCUGAUGAUCGAAGUAUAGUCAUCUGGAAUGUUGAACCAUUCGCUGAGCACCAAAAUACUUAUGAUCACUGGAAGUUUGCAAAGAUAACACCAGCCUAUUCAUUUUAUGCACACAAAGCUAGAGUUUGGAAAAGUAUUUUAAUGCAAUCUGGCAAUAUAUUGAGUGCUGGAGAAGAUGGUCAAAUAUGUUUGAAAACUUCUUCAAGAACCUACCAAUGGGAAGAAAGUAGAGGUUCCCAAGUUCGUAGCUUAGACUGUAUGGAAAUCAAAAAUCUUGCAGCUAGUGGAUGUACGACUGGGAGUGUUGGAUUAUGGUCACUAGACACUGUUCCUAAGAGUGAAAUUUUGGCUGACUAUAAAAAAGAUAACCGCUAUCCAAAACAUUUAGUUGUGCUGAAUAACACUGGCACAUAUGUACUUUAUUCUGAUGGCCAUGUUGUUUUGUACAAAAACAAUUCCAGUCACAAUAUCUAUCAAAAUGAUGUCUUGUGUUGCACUUUGACAAUGGUGAAAUCCCCUUGUGAAACAAAAGUAACUUUUACAACUAGUAGUGGACAUAUAGUUAUUCUAAAAAGCACCAGUGUUCAAGUAUUUUUUGAUAAAAUUUCUCCAGAUAAAAUUGUAUCUACUAUUUGGCUGAAUAAUAAUCAAAUAAUCGUAUGUUUUAUAAGAAAUACAAUUUUUCGUUACAAAGUAUUUGAAGACCUGAAAUUAAAUCAUUUGGAUACAUUUUGCAUUUAUUCAAAAACUAGUUCUUGGAUAACAGCUGCAGUAUUAGUUGAAGACCUAAUCUUUGCUGGUUGUAAUGAAGGAUCUAUUUAUUUAUUCAAAUUAAAUCAGCAGGAACCAUUACAAGUAUUCAGUAGAAUUCACAGUUUCGCUGGUGUUACUGCAAUGUGGAUACAUGAAAAGUAUUCAUAUUUUUCGGUUGUUAGUUCAGUAGGACGAGAUGGUCAUCAUAGAUAUUGGAAUGUCAGUACACAAUCAGAAUCAGUGUUUGAAAUACGCUGUGAUAUAUUACCUACAAAAUGGCCGUUUGUCAUAACUAACUCUAAAGUUCAUGGAUUAUUGAUUUGCGGUUUUAAAGAAAGCAAUUUAAUUGUGUAUAGUCCAAUUGAACAAAGAAUUUUGGCGACCGUCCCUUGUGGUGGUGGUCAUAGAGCAUGGGAUUUGACGUUUAUCAAUGAUUGUGAUUCAAUAUAUUUUGUUUGCAGUUCUUCAACUAAUAAAUUAGAAUCAAAUGAAAUACCCUUGCAUGGUCAUCAUAUGCUAUUGAAAGGUUUUCAUUCAAUGAUUGUAAAUUGCAUGGCACAAGUUACCGAUGAGUUAAUGAUAACCGGCAGUGAUGACACUACUGUUAGAUUGACUCGUUUUAAUGAUGAGGUUGAUAAUUUGUUAACAUUAAGAAGUCAUAUAUCAUCAGUUCGUUCUGUAUCUUGUCUUAAUUUAAAUCCUAAUGUUUACAUUAUCGUAACAGCUGGUGGUAGAGCUCAGUUGAAAAUUUGGACUUUGAAUAUAACAAAUAAUAAUGUGUAUUGUGAAGAAUCAAUAUCACAUUUAUUGAAAACUAAACAAGAAAAAAAACCUUGGAGAACAGUCGUACCUUCAAAUGAAGGUGAGACACGCUUUAUGGAUGUUUGUAUCCAAUAUACAAAGUCAAAAUCAAUUUUAAUUUCUGUUGGAUGUUCUGAUGCAAUUCUUAGGUUAUAUAAUUAUGAUUUAAACAAUAAAACUUUGAAUUUAAUUGAAGACAAUUUGGACUGUAGUAACUGUAUACUGAAGAUUUUACUAGUUCAAUUAAAUAGUUUACAUUAUGUUUUAACUACUGAUACAAAAGGAUUUGUAAAUUUUUGGGACAUUUCAAAAUAUGUUGACAAUAGUGAUGUUGAUCUAAGUUGUACGCCUAAAUAUAGACAUUGUAUACACCAAUCUGGUAUAAACUGUUGUGAUUGGUUGGAAAUUGAAAAUAAUUAUGGUUUAAUAACUACGGGUGGAGAUGACCAGCUUUUAAGUUUAUCAAUUUUUCACUAUGUGGAUACUGUAACAUUAUUGUGUAAUGUAUCUAUUUCUAUCCAUUGUUCUCAAGUUACAGGUAUUAAAGUAUUUAAUCAAUUUGUUAUAACUGCAUCUGUGGAUCAGAAAAUUAUUUUUUCCUUAUGGAGUUGUGAUUUAAGUUCCAAAACUGUACAAGUAUUACCAUUUGCAUCAUACUUUACAACAGUUGCAGACAUUCACGGUUUAAUAGCUCAUAAACAUGGGUAAGUACAUGUAAAACUAUACUUUUUCUCAACUCAGAUAUUAGGUUUUAUUCAUUGAAAUUAUGUUUAUUGAGUUUUAAUGUUUAAAUUUCUUUAAAAAAGAACAAUGUAAAUGAUCACAUGUGAAAGUGUCAAUAAUUUCUGAUACUAUACAAAACGUUAGUAUACAAAAUUAAUGCACACAAUUGUAUUUA